Molecule: messenger RNA, 2655 nt
Organism: Hippocampus zosterae (dwarf seahorse)
Lineage: Eukaryota; Metazoa; Chordata; Actinopteri; Syngnathiformes; Syngnathidae
Gene: cnbpb
Product: CCHC-type zinc finger, nucleic acid binding protein b
Exons: 4
Coding region: 631-1206 (191 amino acids)
Biological process (GO): positive regulation of cytoplasmic translation
Cellular component (GO): cytoplasm
Molecular function (GO): translation regulator activity; mRNA binding; single-stranded RNA binding
Source: RefSeq, a predicted model, not a curated record
AUAACAUACGAGCAAUGUGAAAUUUCCUCACGCGACGGUGCUGCGUAGCUUCUCUCGCCCCCCUACGUUGGAAUUGUGCACCACAACAACAGAGGCGUCGCUUUGAAAUGACGCCAGUGGUCAGAAAAGUUCUUGGCGACCAGCUUCAUGCACACUUGUGAAAGGAGAAAUUUGCUCAAAUUAUCUUAGAUCGGCAUAGUGAAAUGUGUGAUUAUUGUGUGAACAGUGAACACACUGAUCAUGUUCAUGAGUUCUCAGAACAAUUAGGUGACAAAUAUCAUAUGCAACAUUUAUUCCCUUAAAGUGUGUAGAUUUUCAAACAAUCACAUUGUGAUUUUCCAGGAAUGUUGGUGAAAAUAUAAACGAUGGCAGAGAUUUAUAGAAAGAAAAAAAAAACAUUUGGUCUAAUGACAGCUCGUAUCUUGGAAAUCUGGUAGGUCAGGUCAUUUGUGUCUCGAGGCACCACAAAUCGACAAUAGCCAAUGCUUAAUCACAGUGAAGGGCUUUUCGGUGGUCGUUUGAGGAACUCUUGGCCCAUGAUAGCAUAAUCCCUUUUGACAAAGUGUUGAAGCGCGUGUGUAACGAGGUCAGAGCGAUGUGCCUUCUGAUGUUUUUUUAUGACUAGAAACUAUGCUUUAUUCCAUGUCUAUGAUGAGCGCAACAGGUAUUGUUGGCGGGGCGGGACGAAGGCGGCGGGACGAGGAGGUCGGCGAGGACAUGAGCGGCGUGGAGUGCUUCGGCUGCGGCCGAGCCGGACACUGGAUCAAAAACUGUCCCGACGUGGCAAGGGGACACCGGGGCAGGGGACGACCCAGGCCCAAAGACAUGUUCUGCUAUCGCUGCGGGGAACGAGGACACGUGGCCAGAGACUGCGAGAGAACGGAAGACGCGUGCUACAACUGCGGGCGUGCGGGUCACAUCUCCCGGGAGUGCCAGGAGCCUAAGAAGGAGCGCGAGCCGCUGUGCUACAACUGCGGCAAGGCGGGUCACAUGGCGCGAGAAUGCAAUCACGCGCACGAGCAGAAGUGCUACUCGUGCGGCGGAUUUGGACACAUCCAAAAGUGCUGCGACAAGGUUAAAUGCUACAGGUGCGGCGAGAUCGGCCACGUGGCCAUGCACUGCAAGCAAGCCUCCCAGCUCAGCUGCCACAACUGCGGCAAGACGGGCCACUUGGCUAAGGAGUGCACCGUCGACCAGGAGGCCUAGCGCUUGCCCACUCACCCGCUCGCACGAUCGCGCGCCAUCUUGGGUGCACCGCUUUGGGAGCACCUUUGGACCGAUCCAUAUCAUCAGCGCCAGCAGGGGCUACAAGCGAACGGGGACUCGAAAAACCACAAACUGUUUGGCAUUUAGAACAAGGAGAUGCAUUUCCAUCAUCGGAUGUCAGGCGUCGCUUAUCAAAUGACGUGCGGUGGCACCUGGAAAUGCAAGCGUCUCACUAAGCUGAUUUUUAGUUUGUUUUUCUUUGGGACUUAAGAUACGAUGAACAUUUUCGAUAUGCUUCAGGCCCUCAUCACUUGACGCCAGCAGCAAGCAAUCUGUUCACAUUGGUUGCCUUAAGCUGGGAUAACGAGACAAAUUGGUGACACGAAUGCACCGUGAACUUGCUUUGCUAACCUUUCAAGAAAUUGCCCAGGAGAAAAACGACAAGAACAAAACAUUGGGUACCCUCGUGUUUUUAUGCCCACUGGUUGCAUAUACAGUAUGCAGUUUGGGUGGCAGAGAAGCGUAUUGCAAAACAACACUAUCUCAAUUAAUUUAAGAAAAAAAUAUUUUUUUCUGAAUGCGUUUUAAAAAAAAUAUAUUUUUAAUGUUUUCCAAAUUUGGGGAUUUUACUUGGUUUUAUUUUUUUGAGUUUGUUCACAUUUCAUUCCUUUAUUGAAAGCUCGUUAAAGAACCUUACAGAAACUUUUAAGAACCCUUCACUUGUAGGAGAAAAACUUUAACAGGGUAUGAGGGGGAUUAAUUAUUUGUCUCUUAUAUAUAUUAUUUGUUUCUAUUUUUCACAAUGAUUUUGUUUUUCAGAAUUUUUCUUUCUGGGAUUGGAGCACAUUCAAAACAACAUACACAUGUAUUCAUUCCUUAAUGGACAGCUUGCAUACAAAUGACCUUACAGAUAUGUAUAGCAUUCACUAAGAAAAAAAAACAUUAGUUUUAUUUUCCCUUUAAGAUUGAUUUUUUUUCUGGAAUUACAUUUUUCAAAAGAAAAAUCUGAAAGGCCGGGAAAAAAAUUGUACAACAGUAACUGCUGAAAAAAACGUAUUUAUGAAAAGAAACAAACAAAAAAAUAACUAAGAAAAUAACUUUAAUUAGAAGCAGUUUUUCUAAUGAAAACACUUUUUUUGCGGCGGGGAUAGGUUAAUUGCAUUUGCAUUCAUUCCGAUGGGAUAUGGAAUCAUGUGAAUUGUGUUCUGAUUCAUAAAAGCAAGCAGCCAAUCAGAUCACACCUUCACGGUGUUGAGGACCCAAUCACAGCAGCAGUCCUGAAAAAAAAAAUCAUCCCCCCUCAGGUGCUUUUCCCUGCUGUCAAAAGGCAAAUGAAAACAUUGUGAUAUUCGGUUGAAGUUGAGCAAAUGUUAUUUUUGUACAAUUUGACACAUGGCUGCAAAAUGUCAUUUGUUGAAGCUGGCAAUAAAGUGAAGGAGGAAUGUCUGA